UCUAAAAAAUGCACUUGAUUUCAUCAUCUAAAUAAAUGCUCUCGGCAAAUGGAUCAUCCUAGCUGAAACCAGAGCACAAGCCGCCAUGGACAGGAGGCAACGGAGAAACCCUUCUGCUUCUUCUUCUGCCUCUUCAUCUCCAGCUUCAUCCUCAUCGCGUUUCCACUCAGAGAAAUUCUCCUCGAAUCCCCCAAAAACUAGUAACUCCCUGGAGGAUGCUCACCAAUUGAAAAGCAAAUGUGGGAAGCCACAAAGACCAGAGCAAGAGGAGGAAGAAGAGCAAGAUCCGAACAAUCCUCUCUUAGUUGGAACUUGCCCCUUCAUGUGCCCUGCUGGAGAAAGGGCCCAACGUGAACGCCUUCGGGAUUUGGCUGUGUUUGAGAGGUUACAUGGAAAUCCUGGGAAAACAUCUCCAAGCCUUGCUGUCAAAAAGUUUUGCAGAACCAUUGCCACUAAGCACAUGCAGGCGUCAGAUGUGCGGCCACUUCCAGUGUUUGAAGAGACUUUGAACUACCUAUUAAACCUGUUGGAUGCCACGGAACAUCCUUGUGAAGUGGUUCAUGAUUUCGUCUUUGAUAAGACAAGAUCAAUAAGACAAGAUCUUAGCAUGCAGAAUAUCGUUAAUGAUCAAACAAUUCAUAUGUUUGAAGAAAUGGUGAAAUUUCAUAUUAUAUCCCACCACAAGCUUCGCAGUUGUAGCAGCAAGCCAAGUUUUUCUUCAGUUCAUUACCUCAAUAUGGAGCAGCUGAAAAAGUGUCUAAUAUCUCUAUAUGCUCUGUACAAAGAAAAUCGAAAUUCAAAUUCUAUUUACAAGAAUGAACCUGAGUUCUACUCAUUUCACAUUCUUCUUCAUCUUGGCUCUAACAACCAACCAUUGGGAGAGUCACUCUCUUUGUGGUUGGGUCGUGUACCUUCUCUCAUUUUGAAGUCAAAGGAAAUGUGUUUUGCUCGGAGACUUUUAAGAUUAUUUCGGAUGGGCAAUUAUAAGCGUUUCCUUUGUACUACAGCAACUGAGGCAUCUUAUUUAUAGUACUACAUAAUUGAACCUUACAUCAACGAGGUUGCCUAAAUAUGUUGAUUUUGCUAGAUUUUUCAGUUUGAAAAAUAUAUGCUUUUUUGUUGAUUUAUUGUUUUCCAAUUUCAUUUAUGAGAAUAUAUCUAAAACCUAGACUCGAGUGCUUGUGCUUUUGGGUUUUAUUUUUCUUUCAUUUCUGUUAGUAGUUGUACUUCAUUAUUCUUAAAUUUCUCACCAGUUGUUUCUUUAUGUGGUUUAUUGCUCCUCACUUUCUUCAUUCAUCUGAAGUGUUCAAAUUCAAUUUGCUUGUUUCAUAAACCAGGUCUUAUUUAGAAGUUCUUCUCAAUUGCCUUUUUUAGUGCUUCUAAAAGACAUGCCUGAUUUAUAUACAUUUUUGUUGGUUUUCUUUUGACCGUAAAAGGUUCGAGCAUUGACAUUGUCAUGUGUAAAUUAUUGUGGCUACAAACUUCAUCCGUAUCCGAUUGCACACUUGUCCAAACUCUUGAUGAUGAAGGAAUUAGAUGUGGAAUCAUUUUGCAAUGCUUGUGGUCUUGAGACCAGCAUUGAUGAACGGGGAAAUAAGUUCUUAUCAACCAAGCAAACAAACUUCCAUUAUCCCAAGGAAGUCUUUCCAAGCUACUCCCUUAGAUGUUUUAGGCACAUGUGCGUUACAUUAAUGUAUUCAAUGAGUCUAUAACCUUGAUUGAUAGGUCCGGGUAAUCUUUGAAAUUUCAUUGUAAUGGGAAGGUUCCAUGUGAACAACACUUGCACAUGGGUUAGUCAAUUUUAAGAGACGGGGGAAGCUCAUCUAACAGCACACAAUGUGGGAGCUUUGAAAGGCAAUCGGGUUAACAUUUCUAAAUUGGGACAUGACAACGAACAACAAU
Messenger RNA from Vitis riparia (riverbank grape), 1902 nucleotides. RefSeq names its product SAC3 family protein C-like. Gene Ontology annotation, biological process: mRNA export from nucleus. The record is from RefSeq and is a predicted model, not a curated record. Lineage: Eukaryota; Viridiplantae; Streptophyta; Magnoliopsida; Vitales; Vitaceae. Gene Ontology annotation, cellular component: nucleus; transcription export complex 2; cytoplasm.